This is a messenger RNA of Eurypyga helias (sunbittern), 638 nucleotides long. It is a transcript of the gene RBP7, whose product is annotated as retinol binding protein 7, cellular. Gene Ontology annotation, biological process: fatty acid transport. The transcript is spliced from 4 exons. Lineage: Eukaryota; Metazoa; Chordata; Aves; Eurypygiformes; Eurypygidae. Gene Ontology annotation, molecular function: fatty acid binding. Bases 69 to 473 code for a protein of 134 amino acids. Gene Ontology annotation, cellular component: nucleus; cytosol. The record is from RefSeq and is a predicted model, not a curated record.
GGAAAACUACUUCUUCAUUUUUGCUUUUUGGUUAGAGCUUGACUGUAACUUCUUGCUGCAGUCUGGCAAUGCCUGUGGAUUUCAGCGGAACCUGGAACCUCAUCAGCAAUGACAACUUUGAAGGUUACAUGGUGGCCUUAGGUAUUGACUUUGCAACACGCAAGAUAGCAAAAAUGCUGAAGCCUCAGAAAGUGAUCAAACAAGACGGUGAUUCGUUUUAUAUCCACACCACUAGCACAUUCAGAGAUUACGCGCUUCAAUUCAAAAUUGGCGAAGAGUUUGAAGAAGAUAAUAAAGGCCUGGAUAACAGAAAAUGCAAGAGCCUAGUUACCUGGGAAGGUGACAAACUCGUCUGUGUCCAGACUGGUGAGAAGAAGAACAGGGGCUGGACUCACUGGCUGGAAGGAGAUGACCUCCACCUGGAGCUUCGUUGUGAGAAUCAAGUAUGUAAACAGGUCUUCAAGAGAGCUUGAAUACGUGUACGGGUCCCUGCAUGAAGAGACGGCUGUAUACAGGAGACCUCACCCUCGUGUCCAGUGCUGGCUGUACAGACAAGAACUGACUCCUCCUGUUAACCUACACGGUCUGAUGUUUCUGGCUCAGGAAAUAAAGUCUGCUGUUGCCAGUGUUAAAGAUCU